Molecule: messenger RNA, 1952 nt
Organism: Colletes gigas
Lineage: Eukaryota; Metazoa; Arthropoda; Insecta; Hymenoptera; Colletidae
Gene: Trm1
Product: probable tRNA (guanine(26)-N(2))-dimethyltransferase
Exons: 1
Coding region: 206-1762 (518 amino acids)
Biological process (GO): tRNA N2-guanine methylation
Cellular component (GO): nucleus
Molecular function (GO): RNA binding
Source: RefSeq, a predicted model, not a curated record
ACAUAAUGAUACUCAAUUAAUUAAUUAAAGUACUGGUGUUAAAUUGACCUAUCGCAUUAAAAUGCAAUACCUAUAUUUGCUCGUGUGAUAUUCUUCGAAUGGUUAUGUUUCACGACGUAUCACUAUUUUAUGAUUAAGAUUGGUGACCAAAAUAUUUUUAUACAACACCGUAGUAUAAAACCGACUACCCAAAGCAUUAUUUAAUAUGGAUGAUGAGCAAUGCGCGAAAAGACCAAAAUUAGAAAACGCAUCGAGUAUAAAAGAAGGCGAGGCUGAGAUUUUAGUAAAAAAUACAAAUGUAUUUUAUAACCCCGUUCAAGAGUUUAACAGAGAUCUCAGUGCGGCGGUAUUGAUGAUUUAUGCCGAUGCUAGAAACAAAGAAGUAUCAAAAAAAGGUGUACAAAAAGGUAAAAUAACCAUAUUGGAAGCGUUUUCUGCGACUGGUUUACGCAGUAUACGGUAUGCUAAGGAGGUACAAGGCAUAAAGCAAAUCGUAGCUAACGAUAUUUCUGCAAAAGCAGUAGAGACUAUUAAAAAGAAUAUACAAUACAACGGCGUUGAAAAUCUUGUAACCCCGAGUCACGAGGAUGCGACAUUAUUAAUGUACCAAAACAGAAAAGAACAUUUUGACGUCAUUGAUUUGGAUCCAUACGGUUGCCCGACAGUAUUCUUAGACGGAGCGGUGCAAUGUGUGUCGGACGGUGGUCUGCUUAUGGUUACAGCUACAGACAUGGCUGUAUUGGCUGGUAAUUUUCCUGAAACUUGUUACCUAAAAUAUGGAGCUAUUUCUUUAAAAUCCAAGGCUUGUCACGAAAUAGCGUUAAGAAUUUUGUUACAAAAUAUUGCUUCCCAUGCAGCCUGUUAUGGUAGAUACAUAGUACCAUUGCUUUCUAUAAGCGCUGAUUUUUAUAUUAGGGUAUUCGUUAAAGUAAUUUCCAGCCAAAUUAAAUGCAAAGACAAUGCGACUAAAAUAGGAAUGAUAUAUCAAUGCACCGGUUGCGAAAGUAUUAAUAUCCAACCGUUUUGUUACAAGAAACCCACCGGACAAUAUAAAGUAUUGGCUUCGCCUUGCGUGAAUCAACUUUGUAAAAUUUGUCAACACAAACAACACGCCGGAGGACCUAUAUGGUUAGAUACAUUGCACGAUCAACAAUUUGUCUCUGAACUUUUAUGUAAUUUACGUAACAUGAAAUUGGGAACCUCGAAGAGGAUAGAGGGAGUAUUAAACGUUGUUCACGAGGAGUUAGAUAUACCGCUAUACUAUACUCUGGAUCGUUUAAUGUCUAUAGUCAGGUGUCAUACACCAUCGAUGUUAAUGUUUAGAUCUGCAUUGUUGAACGCAGGAUACAAUGUAUCGUAUUCGCAUGCAAAUAAAAUAUCUAUAAAAACGGAUGCGCCAAACGAAGUUAUAUGGGACAUUGUACGCACGUGGGAGAAAGAUCAUCCGAUAAAACGUGAUAAGUUGCAAAACAACAGUCCUGCGAUGAACAUAUUAAACGCAUCGAUAACUACGAACAUUUCAUUCGACAUACAUCCUUUAGCCAAUCCAGCUUCCAGGCAGAAACAUCUGACACGGUUUCAACACAAUCCUACUACAAACUGGGGGCCUGGUACACGUGCCAAAACAAUAAUCGAUUUAGAAACCGGAGCAAAAGAUUCCAAGAAGAUAAAAAAUCAGAAUAAACACUUUAAAAAGGAGAAGGAUCAAAUGACUGAGAAUAACGAAGAUGCAAAGCCCGUUUCGAACAUCGAGUCUGCGUGAAUAAAACGAUGACGAUUUAGACAAACGUGAAAUAUUCGUACGAAAGUAUUUGUAAAAGAUACAAAUCCAUCUAUCUUCCUUAUCGCCGACUGUAAAAUUCCGAUUUAUACAAAAUAUAUGUAACACGAACACUUUCUGUAAUAUUUAUGUUAUUGUAAAUAUGAAUAUACAUUCAUAAUUUGAAACUGUA